UUCAGGUGGGGCUGUAACCUGACACCUGACCAGGUAUUGCACAGUGCCGUUUAGGAAUUGUUAGUUUUUUGAAAGCUACAGACAGAAACUAGCAGGAAAACAGUUUAACUGUAAAGAAAAGGGAUAUGUUCACAAUUAAUCUCACAUUUUAUUAAUCUGAGUAUCAACAAAAGUAUCAAGGAUUAGUUGGCUGGAUACCUAGUAUCAUGGAGCGCUCAGAGUGAAACAGUCUUUUGCAUCAGCCCAAAGUACAGGUAACUACUCAUGCAGUACAGAGAAGUUUUUGCUUAAAGCUUGGUUUCCAGGACCAGUCUCUUGAGGAAUAUUACUAAGUUUUGAAUUUCAAGUUGUACAGCAAUGCACUGUUAGAAUGGAAGAACGACUGCACCACAGCUUAGGCUGGCUCUCGAUUACAAUACUUUUACUAAAAGGAGGAUCUUUGCUCACACAAGCGGAGAAUAUAACAGAUUCUACACAAUCAACAAUUGCUGGUAGCACACCAUCUACAACUUCACCGCCUAACAAAGUAAACGUAGCAGCCAUUGUGGCCCCAUGUGUCAUUGGUGGGGUGAUAGUUCUAGCUGUCAUUCUGACUUUUCUCAUUUUAAAACUGCGGGAGAAACGUCAGACUGAGGGCACCUAUAGCCCCAGCAGCCAGGAGCAGACCGGAUCUCGGAUGGAAAUGAACAAUACCCUAAAACUACCACCAGAAGAGCGCCUUAUCUGAUAUGUACAGGCUCUGUCAUGCACACAAGACUUUAAGGUUUUAUGGCGGAAGGAGUAGAAGUCAACAGAUCCAGGUAUUCCCUGCGCUGCUUAACAAGUUAGGAGGAGGAGAAAUGCUGGAAAGUGUGCGUGGCUGUGUUUUCCUUAAACCACGGCAGCUUCAGAAUAACCCUGCAUGGAUUAUCCGUAAACUGUUUUAACCGUCUUGACUCUUGUCAGCAGGAUGGGGAAGCCGGGACCUCCGAGAUUGUGCUAUAUGCUGUGUUGGUUGCGGUGGCGUUCUCGCUCAUUUUCUUCCUAGUCCUGAUUGC
This is a messenger RNA of Rhincodon typus (whale shark), 1037 nucleotides long. It is a transcript of the gene crb3a, whose product is annotated as crumbs homolog 3a. Bases 371 to 727 code for a protein of 118 amino acids. NCBI's taxonomy places the organism in Eukaryota, Metazoa, Chordata, Chondrichthyes, Orectolobiformes, Rhincodontidae. The record is from RefSeq and is a predicted model, not a curated record. The transcript has 3 exons.